AAAUAAUAAAAAAAUGAGCUAAAUGUCAAUUAUCCAUAAUAUUCAUUCCAAAAUGAAAAAAGAGAGCCAAAUAGUCCAACACACACUUCUCGAGCUUUCCAGGAAACUGAGCGAAAAAUACGAAGCUAAUAUAUAUUUAAAAAGAGAAGACAAUUAACAUUGUCGUUCAUUUAAAAUACGUGGAGCAUUUGCAUAUUUCUCGAAAUUGACUGAAGAUUAAAAAUCAAAGGAUAUAGACAGACAUAUAUACAUAUUUAUAUAUAUAAUUUUAACUUAUUUAUAUUUUAUAGGUAUAGUUACAGCCUCAGAUGGAAAUUUUGCUUUAGCUGUAUCUUAUUUAUGUAAUUAAUAUAAAAUUAAAGGUUAUAUUUUUCUUCCAAAUGUGUGUUAAAAAUAAAAAAUUGAAAAUAUUCAAUAAUUUGGUUAAGAAUAUGUUGAAAUUAAGCUUGUUAAUGGAGGUUUUUACGAAGAUGCUGUUAAAUAUGCAAAAGAGUUUAGCUAGUUAAACAAGAUUUCAUAUUUAUCUUCAUUUGAUGAUUAAACUAUGAUUGAUGGAAACGGCACAAUUGCUUUAGAGGUCCUCUAAGACCUUGAAACAGAUUUAGAUUAUUGUUUUGUCCCUGUAGGAGGAGGUGGUCUUGCGGCUGGAGUUUCUUUGGUUCUUUCUUAACUUUCUCCAGAUACGAAAUGUAUCGGUGUAGAGCCUGAUGGCGCUUCUAGUAUGAGUAAAUCCUUAAAAGAAGGUCAGGUAGUAGUAUUAGACUCAAUAAGCAGAUACUGUGACGGUUCUUCAAUAAGAAGAGUAGGAGAUUUACCGUUUAAAAUUUGCAAAGAAAAACUUUCUUAAGUCCAUGUAGUUUAAGAAGGCCAUAUAAGCACUACAAUCCUCUUUUUAUAUGACAUAGGUAUAAUUGCAGAACCUGCAGGAGCACUGAGUGUGGCUGCUUUGGAUUUUUUUAAAGAUGAAAUAAAGGGAAAGAAUGUUGUGUGCAUUUUAGCUGGAGGAAAUACGGAACUUUCCAGAUUAGAUGAAUUUAAAGAACAUUCUUUAUUAUAUGAAGGUUUAAAAUACUUUUUUUUAAUCAAUUUUCCGAUGAGAUAGGGUGUUUUAAAGGAGUUUAUUGUAAAAUGUUUGGGACCUACAGACGAAAUCUGCUAACUUUAAUUUCAUAAAAAGCCUAAUAGGGAAAACGGACCGGCUUUGGUUACUAUCGAAGUAAGGAAAAAGGAAGAAAUAUUAAAAAUUUAAGAAAACAUGAAAAAAAUUAACCUUAAAUAUUAGAUUAUUAAUGAACAAAGGGAAUUAUAUGAUCUUUUAUUUUGA
Ichthyophthirius multifiliis is the source of this 1324-nucleotide messenger RNA. Its product is annotated as threonine dehydratase, putative. The record is from RefSeq and is a predicted model, not a curated record. The transcript has 2 exons. Gene Ontology annotation, molecular function: threonine deaminase activity. Gene Ontology annotation, biological process: L-threonine catabolic process. Lineage: Eukaryota; Ciliophora; Oligohymenophorea; Hymenostomatida.